Hevea brasiliensis (rubber tree) is the source of this 414-nucleotide messenger RNA. RefSeq lists its product as uncharacterized. Lineage: Eukaryota; Viridiplantae; Streptophyta; Magnoliopsida; Malpighiales; Euphorbiaceae. Bases 1 to 414 code for a protein of 137 amino acids. The record is from RefSeq and is a predicted model, not a curated record. The transcript has a single exon.
AUGGCCAGAAGGGAAGAAGAAAGAGCAGUGGUGAAAAAAGGUGAAGAAGGUCUCAAAUUGGCAAUCUCACUGUAUGAAGAGUUUGGACUUCCACUUGGGCUUUUGCCUCUUGAUGAUGCAAUUGAAGUAGGGUUCGUUCGGAGCUCCGGAUACAUGUGGAUCCUCCAAGAAAAGAAAGUUGUGCACAAGUUCAAGAUGAUAGGAAAACUUGUGAGCUAUGACACAGAGGUAACUUGUUACAUUGAACCCAACAAAAUCAAGAAGCUCAAAGGAGUGAAAGCUAAAGAACUCAUAUUUUGGACACCAUGUGGGGAUAUCUUUGUGGAUGAUCCUCCCACCGGAAAGGUUCAUUUCAGGGCCAUCGGUGGUCUCACUGUCACGUUUCCCGUCGAGGCUUUUGGCCUUGGUCAAUAA